AUGAAUCCAUCCAAUCCUACGUAUGUUUUUAAAACAAGCACAGUUUCACUAAAUAUUGCUUUGAACAUGCAGCAGUCUGCAGAUCAUUUUAUGCGAAAAGAGUACUGCUAUUUUGACGGUACUCAUUCUCGUUGUCAUGGACUUAAGACACUGACAUUGUGGACUUAUCAUCCUUUGCUGCGUAAACUUGUAAAACUUGCCACAAUGGAUUGCGAAAGAGAAAACCAAGAAUGCAUUUCGCUUUUUUGGAAGCUGUGGAAUGAUGCCCUUUCGGAGAUUUCCAAGAAUCCUGCCUACACAUUUGACCCAAAAGGAUGGUGCAUGGAUGAAGCAGGGGCUAACUGGUCCGCAAUAGAGGAGGUAUUCGGAUCAGAGGCAUUGUCUAAAUGUAAAUCUUGCGAAUUUCAUUUUAAAGAUUGCAGAAACCGACACAGACGAGUGCUGUCGACACAAGAAGAAAAAGAUAAGUUUACUGAGCUAACAGAUCGAAUGCUUUAUGCCACCACCACUUCAACAUAUCAAAAAAAUUUAAUGGAACUUCUUAACUUUAUUGAUGAAGUUAGAAGACCUAACCUUAAGUCAUGGGUUAACUGGUGGCAUGAUAGGCGGGACCAUAUAUUUCGAGCUUGGCGCCCAGCCAACAACCCUCCAAACACGAAUCUUGCGGAAGUAGGGCAUUCAAGUUGGGCUCACCAGGGAGCUAAGAACCUUGAUUUAAUAACUGCUGCUAAAGAAGACAUCACAGAAAUGGUGAGACUCGAAGUUUCCAUACAAACAUUUCAAUCAGGAGAAUCAAAACCUGGAAAUGGCCCUAGUUUUGAACAGGGGAUUUGCAAGAGUUACUAUGAGCAACAGCGAACUGCUAAAGAAUUUGCUGAUCAACUUUGCUCUGGAUUUACAGAAAUUUCGCGAUCUGUUACACAUCGAGUUGAUCAAUCUGCCAGCCAUAGAGCAGAUAAAGAAGUCCGCUCAGCACACACAAGAACAAGGCAUUCUCAAGAAUUUACCAGAUCUUUGGAACUCGCUAAGCGUUAUAGACUCUGCGUAACAUCUGUCGAUUACCGAACAGAGGUUAACUGCAGAUUUGUUUGCAAAUGCCAUGACGAUGAUAUAAUUGUUACGAUCGCACACAAGCCACUAUGCUUAAAAAAUGGAGACAUUUGUAAAUACACCAGAAACGGGACACAAGUUUGUAGCCAUAUCUUAUACGUAUUGCUGAACAAGGUUGGACUAGAAGAAGAUGAUGGAAGACUCGACCAGAUUGCGUAUACAACUAGUGAAUUAAAGUCCAUGCUGGCUAAAUUUGCAACCAAAUCGCCGUCCCAUGUAUUAGUUGGUCAGGCAUUAAGUGCCCCAGUACCGACUAAAAAGAGUAGCGAGUGGAAACUGCAAAGGAUGCCACUCCAGGGUGUGGACCUAAGCCAAAAUGUAAAGGCUGCAGCAAGCGUGUUUUUAUGA
Paramuricea clavata is the source of this 1458-nucleotide messenger RNA. The record is from the annotation of a GenBank genome assembly. NCBI's taxonomy places the organism in Eukaryota, Metazoa, Cnidaria, Anthozoa, Malacalcyonacea, Plexauridae.